GAUGAUCGUCACACAGCAUUUCACCUAUUUGCACGGUGUUCUUCAGAACACGGAGAGAAGGAUCAUUAACUCGUUGCGGGAGCAUCAGAAUGCCCAGGGCAAGAACAUCGAAGAGAUUUUAACGCAACUGAACAAACACGAGGAACGACUUCAGUCUGCACUUGUGAUAUCCACAUCCCUCACAGAAAAUUUCGACAAAGUGGAUAUUCGACAGGUGAUACGAAAAUUACAGACUCUGGUCGACAUCCCUUGUCAUUUGAUACAAAAUAUUGUACCAGACGAACAGGAGAUCAAAUACGACAUCGACAACAGCAUCAUCGAGGCCAUAGAAGAGCAUUGCCACGUGCACAUACCGGAAACUUCGUUCUUCAGCUUGCAACGGACAGACAUGUUGCCGGACAGCUAUGAGAUAGAACCACUGACAGAAGAGAUCACCACCUCGCAGCGUGUCAAGGCGGAGAAAAAGUCGGUGGCGAGACAUCCCCGGAAAGACAAUAAUUUUCCUGCUGUUGGGUUCUCGGAAAUAGUUCACGUCACUCAUGUUGUGGACCCCUCUUGUUUCUAUGUUCAAUUGAUGCAAAAUCAGCACAAACUAUCGAAUCUUACAAAGGAACUGGCAACUCUGGCUAACACUACAGGAACAAUACCAACAGAAGUCACUUUAAAUGCAUUGUACAUCGCGCAAUACUCGAAAGACAAAGCUUGGUAUCGUGCACGUGUGAUAGACAAGAAAACGGAACCAAAUAGCGAUGAGAAAUACAGUUUGUUAUUAAUCGACUACGGUAUGAAAGAAGAAAAUGUACCUUUGAUCAGAAUGAGAAAUAUAGUGCCGCAAUUUGCGAUAUUACCAGUAAUGGGCAUUAGGUGCUCGUUAUUUGACAUAGUACCAAAUAAUGGUAAAUGGCACCCUGGCGCCACUCAAGCUUUUAAAAAUCUAGUUUAUACAAAUUCUAUGGUUUCGAUAUGUAUCAAGAUGAUAACCGGUGACACGUAUUACGUUGAUCUGAACGUAAUAUCCUCGAAAGACUCGGGUUUAAUAUCCGUGAAAGAUUCAUUAACAUAUAUGAAAUAUGCCACUUGUAUUUCGCCAAAUAGAUUAAUGAGAACGAAUCCUGACUCUACAAGAAAGUACUAUAAAGAACUGUUAGAGAUAGACACUUACACGGAUGUUCAAAUUUUGUUUGUUGAAUCUCCUAGUUCUAUAUAUAUUCAAAAGACACACGCGAAUAGAUCAUACUUCAACAAAUUGAUACACGAAAUGACAGAGGAUUAUGAAAGAAAUACACCUGCUAUUGAAUCUAUCCUUGUGCCUUACAAAGAUUCACCUUGUGCUGCACGGGGAGUUGACGGACUUUGGCAUAGAGGCAUAAUAUGCGAAGUUACCGAAAAUAUUGUACAAGUGUUUUAUGUAGACCUAGGAUAUACAUUGAUAUUAAGUUACGAUGCUAUUAGAUCCCUCAAUACAAAGUACAUGAGUUGUAGAACACAAGCUAUAAAGAUUUCGUUGAAAAACAUAAUGCCACAAUCCAACAUUAAAAAUCAGUGGGAACCGGAAACAACGGAAUUUUUAAAAAAAUUUCUAGUGAACACCAAAAACUUCAGAAUUAUCGCUUUCAACAAAGUUGAAAAUACAUACAAUGUUUCUAUGUUUACUCUAGAUAAUCAAAUUAACGUCGCUGAUUUCUUGGUAGAAAAUGGUCUGGCAUUACACAUCAAAUCUGGUUCCUACGAUACAGAAUCCCGAAACAAAAAACGCACGGUUAAAAAGAAUGUUAAUCCUAUAGAAUUAUUUGAUGAACUUUACAAUGAUCCAAUAAACUUGGACAAGAAAGACAAAGGCGUAGAAGAGAGUGAAGAUCCCUUCAAAAUAUGCGUUUUGAUACACCAAGUGCAGUCUCCAGAUUGCAUUUACGUCUCUGACGCUACGUGUGAUCAGAGUGACAUACAGCAAAUGAUGAAGGAAAUGCAAAAAUUUUAUAGCCAGUAUUAUUCCACGAAACGAGAUUCUUGGAACAAGAACUCUGUCUGUGUAGUUUAUUUUGAAAAGAGCAAUAUGUAUUAUCGGGGCGAAAUCGUUGAUAUUAAGUCUACCGAUAAAGUAGUCGUAUUUUUGUACGACAUAGGAAUUGAAGAAACUAUUUCGAUUAAUAAUAUACAGUCAUUACAUUCAUCGUUUUUCAAGAUACCAAGAUAUGUUUUUAAAAUAAAACUAAUUGGUAUAUACCCAUGUGGAGGGUCCUGUACAUGGCCAUCGUUAUCUUGCGAGAAAUUACGUGAAAUUAUAAAUAACAACCAAAACAGCAAAUUCUACAUAUCUAAACUGGAAGGCGAAGAUGUGAAAGAUUCUGCGAUACCUGUUGAAUUAUGGAUUAAACAAGUAAAAAUAGAUGGUCCAUUAACACCGACAAGACACGAAAUUAAUUCCAUCAGCAGAAUGUUAGUCGAGAAAGGUGUAGCUUUACCCGUUAAAGAAUAUGCACAGAAAAGGGAUAAAAUUCUGGCGAUUGAAUUAAAACGACAAUUAGUAAACAAGUUAGAAAGAUUAACGAAAUACAAAUCGAAUGUGACAUGGUAUAAAAUCAAUGACGAUCACAACGAUUCUACUAAAGCAAGUAUCACAAAAGUGAUGUCACAGAAUUUGUUAUAUCAUUCAGAUUUUGAUUCCGAUAGUUCAAAGUAUGACAGUAUGGAAAAAAUAUUUAAUAACAUUCCAUCACUUCCAAAAUUGUCGGCUUGGCUACCAGUAAAACCAAUAAAGGAAGAUAAAUUUAUUGCAACACCGACAUAUUUAGAUGAAAAUGGUUUCUUAUAUAUCCAUUCUAAAACCCAGAAUAUGAAAAAAAUACAAUAUAUAGAAAUGAAGUUAGAACAGCUGUAUAAUAAUUAUGAGCAUGAAUCUUUCGAUAGUGUAUGGAUUGAAGGAGAUUUAUGCAUUGUACAAUAUCAUGCAAAUAAAAAAUGGUACCGUGGAAAAAUAGUAAAAAUUCGAGAAAAUGAUAUAAUUGAUGUGGAAUUUGUAGACUACGGCAAUGUCGAAGAAUGUACGACUGAAGUUUUGAAGAAGAAAGUUGCUUUGGAAAAUAUUCCAAUUCAAUGCACAAAAUGUUUAAUCUAUGGUUUAAAUCCAGGAAACGAGGAUGGAAUUUGGAUAACAGAAGACCUAGAUAAAAUACACUGUUUACUGGUUGAACAAGAAUGUGAAGUAACAAUAAUAGAUAGGACUGAAACACAUCUCAUUAUUUCUUUGUCAAUAUUACCAAACAAAUAUUGCAAUGUGAAAUGUGACCUAAUUGAAUUUCUUGUCGAUAAAUGGAAGAUGAAUAUUAAACCUAAUAUCGAGACUGAUAUAUCUGAAAAUAGUACAUCUGUAACUAAUACUUCAAAUGUAAUUAGAGAAAAAUCAGAAAUGUUUAAUUCGUACGAUGACGUAAUAGAAGAUAUAAUUAUUAGUGGAAAUUCUGUGUUACCUCUAUACAAAGAUGUUACAAGUGAGAAUGAAAAUGAUACUAUUGCUGAUAUUGAAAACCUAUCGUGGUGUAAAAUAAAGGACGAAAUAAUUACUUCAACUCCAAACAUUGCUUCUAAAGAAAAUCUUUCAAUGAAUUAUAAAAUUAUUGAUAUACCAAAAAACAUAAACUAUAUUGAAGUAGAAUUAUGUUGCAGUAUUAGUCCUACUGAAUUCUAUGCCCAAUUAAAAGAAAAUACUCAUUCUGUUAUUUUAAAUACAUAUUAUACGCAAUAUGAAUUUUUGAUGAAUGACUUACAAGAAAAUGCAUGUAAACAACCAUUGAUUACAAAUCUUAUUCCUAAUAUACCAUGUUGCGCAAAAUUUCAUGAUGAUCUUUGGUAUCGAUGUCUCAUAACAGAAUCUGAACCUAUUAUAAAUUCAGAUGAUAUUGAAGUUAAACUCCUUUAUAUUGAUUAUGGGAACGACGAAUAUAGAAAAGUAAAUUCUCAACAAUGUCAACUAUAUACUUUAAAAAAGGAAUGGCUAGACAUACCUGCUAUAGCAAUAAAAUGUAAAUUAUGGAACAUAAAGGUUGCAUCUACAGCAGACUACAAUAAACUACUAUCUCAAUUGCAAAAAAUAUAUAAUACACGUAUUAUAGCUACAAUUAAAGAAACUGAUGAAGAAUUUUUUAAUGUUGAGCUAUAUAAAGAUGAAAAAUGUGAAAAUGUUAUCUACAAUACACUUAUUGACGAAGGUUUAUUUGAAAUUAAAUCAGAAAACAACUGA
Molecule: messenger RNA, 4237 nt
Organism: Eufriesea mexicana
Lineage: Eukaryota; Metazoa; Arthropoda; Insecta; Hymenoptera; Apidae
Gene: qin
Product: tudor domain-containing protein qin
Exons: 22
Coding region: 2-4237 (1411 amino acids)
Source: RefSeq, a predicted model, not a curated record